AAGCAUGCCGGGAUUGCUGUCCCCGAGUACAGCGGCUGUUGGCGCGUUAUUUUGAAGUAUGGAGUUGAUACGAGCGCUGCGGUUAUUAAAAUUAAACAGUGUGUCUACAGCCUGGGUGGAUGCAGUGUGGGAUUUGGAGUUCACCCACACAGACCCUCUUGACCCUGUUAUUGAGGAGGAGAUAAAAGAAGACCCUGAUGUUUUCAAAACAAUUUACAUGCAGCUUUUGCCCUUCUCCAAUGAGGAUGAUGACAAUACACAGAGUGUCUGGGUGGUGUUUGGUGAGAAUGGUGUCUCUGCAAAAACUUUGGUGGCUGUCCUUUCCUACUUCAUCCUUCGUGCUAAAACCAAAAGUCCCAGUCUUGAACAGAGACUAUGCGGUCUACAGGCCGCCUCUCUGUACUUUUUGCUGCUAAAAAUACCUGGGAGUGUUGCGAAUAAAGUGUACCAUCAGAUUCUUUUUGAUACUUGUCUGAACAUGCCCCUGAAAUGCUGGCCUCAAGACUCUGGCAAGAAACGCAAGAAAGAUUCUUUGAAAAGCUCUCAAGGUGAUCCCAAAACUGGCAAACGAUCCAAACCCCCAAAGAAAGUGUCUGAGGAGAUGGAGAUUGAUGAUGAUGAAGAUGACGAAGAAGAGGUGGUGUACUUUUCUGCACAGGAUUUGCUGAAACUAAGAGAGGGCAUUGUCUUGCUGGUUCGCACACUUCUGAGACUGCUGGAGAGAUUUUCUCUUCGAGACAAACCUCAGAGUGCUGACAGCUGUGUUCAGCUCUUUACUGAACUUACCAACUUUGAGCCAGUCAUUGGAGAUAUGUCAUUCUCUCAGGAAAGGAGUGUCGACCAAUUACAGAGUCUGCCUGAGUUGUCCUACCAUGGACUGGGGUUACUUUGCUCAACCAUUCAUGGUGAAGGAGAUGAGUGCCGUCGCCGAGUGUUCCGCAAACUACUCUAUGUUAUUCUAAUGAUGAAAACACAAGAGAGGUCCAAGCCAUGUCUCCUUGCUCCAUCUCAGACUGUCUGUGGUGCCAGAGACCAGGCCAUACUUUUCAUUAGGUUAGUGACUGCUUAUUCCAUUCUUCCUGGGGUUCCAAUGGUGGAGAAGUCUGAAUACCGAGCCAGUGGAGCACAAGCUGUUGGGAAACUGAUGGCUAACAUGCCUUGUCAGGACUAUGCAGCCAUUGUUAAGUGGCUCUAUAGCUACUCCCGAAACAACAAGGUGGCAUUCAGAAUGUUUGCGCUUGAUGUUGCAAUGGUCCUGUUGGAGCAGAGUGAGAGGGAUGUGGACGAUACAGUGGACCCUGAGCUGGCUGUGUUCCUGCCUCACAGGUUUCUGGUGCACAACAUCAUCUACAAUCAUCGUAAUGACGUUUCCCCAACAGUCAGAGGUCACGCGUUGCACUGCCUGGCACAGUGUCUGGAGCUUGGUUCCCAGAAUGCUACAAAAUGUGUUCAUGAGCUCUUUUCCAACAGUGCUCAAACUAUGUUGGAGUCAGGCCGCUCUGAGCAAACUCUAAAACGAAGAGAGACUGUUCAGAAAUCCGCUCUGACCUUCAGAACCAUUGAGCUUACAAAACACAAGAGCAUUACCACGACCCACAGGAGCGUCAUGAAUACUUCCUUACAGAAUGAGGAAACUUUGACUCUGUUUAAAAAACAUGUCAGUGAUCCAAAAACCAAUGCUAGAAAAAGUGCACUGGAGACCGUCAUGAGUCUACUGAAGCAUGGGGUGAUCUCAUGCAGUGCAGAGAAUCUGAGUAUUCUGUCAGAUCGCUGCAGGGAUCCUGCUGUCUCAGUGAAGAAGAAAGCCAUGCAGUGCCUUAUGGAUCUCCUUGCUGCUCUGCCUGAGAAUAGAGAAGUCCAGGAGGCCUGGCUGAGAGGAGUGUUACCGGCUGUCAUGGACUCUGAGAGCUCUGUGCAAGAGAAAGCUCUUGAGUGUCUGGACCAUGUCGUCAUUGCUCACAUUAAGAGUCAAGGCAAAUAUCGGGAUAGUGAUGCCUCUCAGAAGUUGGCCUGGGAAUUACUGGGACUGCUGUGUGAAAAGUGUCAAGACCUCAGCCGGUAUUUCAGCAAGGCUUUCAGUGUGUGGGCUCCGCAGCAGAAGUUCACUCCUACGUUUGUGAAUGGUUUGCUGUCUCAUACCGAGGGAGAGAGGGCUGCUGCUGCCUGGCUGCUGUUAGCUAAAAUUGCCAGUUGCUCUCCUAAACUGAACUAUGGCACCAUACUGGAUACCUGGGAGAAUACUAUCAGGUCACCAGUUGUAUCAGUUACAAUGACCUGUCAUAUCUUGAGCGUUCUGGGUGACAUUGCCUCUAAUCUUAAUGAUGACACCAAAUCCAGAAUAGUAGAUGAUCUGAUGAGCUGGUUGAAGACUUUCAGCCUGCCUUUAGAGGUGAUCAGCUCCUGUGUGGAUACUCUGGUCAGAUUUGCAAGAUCAGACAACACUCAGGACAAAUUCCUGAAUCGUUUCUGUGGAGAGCUGGUCUCUGUGUGUGAGAGUUAUCUGUCUGGUGUCAUUCUACAAGAGAAGGGAGCUGAAAACAUCAAUGAAGACCUGCUGGUGAAACAUCUUUAUACACUUGGUGCUGCUUCUCUCCAUUGCCCUUCUAAAGUGGGAAAGAGAAUUUUCCUUCUGGUUCAGUCUGUUCUAACUCCCUCAGAGCAACAGCCAGUUCCUGCUGAAGGGGAAGAUCUGCCUGCUAGUCAGCCUCUGUCUCAGUUCAAACCCAAUUCCAUGCCAACAGUGGUGCGAGCACAUGCUGUUAUCACAUUAGGUAAGCUGUGUCUGCAGCACGAGGAACUGAUGCUGAAGUAUCUGCCUGUGUUUGCACGGGAGCUGGAAGUGGGCACAGAGUUGGCCGUUCGCAGUAACGUGGUGGUGGUGAUGUGUGAUCUUUGCGUGCGCUACACCAACACAGUGACCCGAUAUAUCCCAAAUAUCUCAGCCUGUCUGAGAGACAAGGACCCCAUCGUCCGAGAGCAGACCCUCAUUAUGCUCACAAACUUACUGCAGGAAGAAUAUGUGAAAUGGAAAGGUGCACUGUUUUUCCGCUUUGCUAUUGCUCUUGUGGACCCAGACCCUACCAUUGCAGAUCUCUGUGAGUACUGCCUGGUUGACCUCCUGCUUAAGAAGAGUCCCCUCAUGUUUUCCCAGCAUUUCAUCGAAUGCAUUUUCCACUUCAACUCUUAUGAAAAACACAAGAAAUAUAAUAAAUUCCCUCAGACAGAGAGUGAGAAAAGCAAGUUUUCUUUGAAAGGACCACAGAAUCAAGGCAAACGUUUCAGGAUCUACAGGUUCCUACUGAAAAAUUUUACUGAUGAACAACGAUUCAAUAUCACUACUAAAAUCUGCCAGGACAUCCUUGCCAGUUUUGUGGACUCUGAGCUGCCUCUGGACUCUGACGGCUCAGAGUUGCUUGCAGAUACAUUUGACAUCCUGUCACUGAAAGAGAUGAAACUGACAGCCAUGAGCGGCCCAGCAGCAGGAGAGGAGCCUCAGGAGGAUGAGAUGGCCAUGGCUAAAGCUGUCUUGCAGGUGGCCCAGAAAAAGCUGGUCUCACAGGUCCAAAAGAGGAACUUUGUGGAGAAUGUUAUUCCUAUCAUCAUCAGUCUGAAGAACAUGCUGGAAGAGCAACACUCACCUGUCCUGAAACACCUUAUGGCCUACCUACAGGUGACCAUGCAGGAGUAUCGUUCAGAAGUGAAGGAGUUGUUUGCUGCUGAUGAGCAGUUGGCUGCAGAGGUGGAAUAUAACCUCAAGCAGUUUGAAAAGGAAAAACAACAAGAACAACAGCAGAUGGAGAACCAACUGGCCAACUUCACACUGUCACCCCGGCGAAACAGUAAUGCUGUGGCUUCUCCUGCCCAGGCAGCAAACGUUGGGGGGCAGGCAGGUUUUGCCACCCCUCUAAAUCCUCAUGCUGCUAAAGGUCCUGGACAAACCCCUAAAUCUGCUCUCAGGCGUCGCACUUAUGCUGGCAUGGUAACUCCAGUCAGGACCCAUUCUUCCCCUACAGUGUUUUCAACAGGACGAGGAAAACAGGUUGGGAGAGCCAUCAGUACUCCACAAGUGAGCAUGAAUGAAGUGACAUUUGGAGAGCAAGUCAGUGCCAUCUGCAAUGAAUCUGGAAGAGGAAGCAAAGUUAUGGAUGAAGAAGAGAGUGUUCUGCAUCUCAUGUCACCAGAACAACAAAAACUGGUUCCCAGGCAGUGGAAUGUGGAAUCUCCUCUUGUACAAAAACUGAGAACUAAAAAAAGGUUCUAGUUAAUGUUUAUGUGUGGAUGUAUUAUGAGUGUUAAUUAUACCUUUCACUUCAUCAUAUCUUUAGAACAAGCCCUCUUUACUUCAUAGAUGACUCUUGCUACCGUUUCAUAUUGUCUUGUUUGUCAAAAGCAAUGUUAUUAAAAUCUUUUGAUACUUUA
Messenger RNA from Cyprinus carpio (common carp), 4419 nucleotides. RefSeq names its product condensin-2 complex subunit D3-like. Gene Ontology annotation, molecular function: histone binding. Gene Ontology annotation, biological process: mitotic chromosome condensation; meiotic chromosome condensation. Gene Ontology annotation, cellular component: condensed chromosome, centromeric region; condensin complex. Lineage: Eukaryota; Metazoa; Chordata; Actinopteri; Cypriniformes; Cyprinidae. The transcript is spliced from 34 exons. The coding region runs from base 59 to 4261 and encodes 1400 amino acids. The record is from RefSeq and is a predicted model, not a curated record.